Vanessa atalanta (red admiral) is the source of this 2514-nucleotide messenger RNA. It is a transcript of the gene jub, whose product is annotated as LIM domain-containing protein jub. Bases 115 to 2256 code for a protein of 713 amino acids. Gene Ontology annotation, molecular function: transcription corepressor activity. Gene Ontology annotation, cellular component: P-body; nucleus; transcription regulator complex. NCBI's taxonomy places the organism in Eukaryota, Metazoa, Arthropoda, Insecta, Lepidoptera, Nymphalidae. The transcript has 6 exons. The record is from RefSeq and is a predicted model, not a curated record. Gene Ontology annotation, biological process: response to hypoxia; positive regulation of miRNA-mediated gene silencing; negative regulation of hippo signaling.
UGGCUUUUUUCAUGAUGUUUUGUUGAAGAUUACAUUUUAUCACAAUUAUGAAUCAUUUAUGUUUUUUGUGUAAUUUUCAAUUUGGACAAUAGUAUUAACAUAUUUUUUUAAAUUAUGGAUUCUUCGAGAAGAAGUAACUCUGACGAUCAACGAUGUAUCCUGGGUUUGCAAGAUUUGAAAAUAUCCAACAAAGACGAUAAUGAUACUGAGCAAGCGCACUCUGCCUCGACGUCUAACACCAGUGCCCAAGUAAAGGCUAGACCCGUUGGCGCGAUAGAGAGUUUUACAUUAGAUAAUGCUCCUAUUAAUCGUCAAGAUUACAGUUUUUACGAACGUUCAAAUGUAAUAGCAGCAUCGAAAUUCGCUACCCCUAAGCGUGUAGAGACCAUCGCAUCAAUCAAUAAACGUGAUAUAAACACUACAGCACUCCCAGCUAGCCCUACGCGAUCUAUAGAUUCCAUUUCACAAAGAUCACUUAGUUAUCAAACGGAAGAUUUAUAUGAAAUACCAGGGAAUAAUAAUGUUCAAUAUCCUCCCCCUGUGUACGAAAAUAUAGACUAUUAUGGAGAGCAACAGCUGACUCAGCCCCCUUAUUACCACCAACUUUAUCAAAAUCCUCCAUUAGCGUCUGAAGGGUAUUAUAACACUCGAUACAGUAAAGCUCAACCUCAGGUGCCUGUUAAUAGUAAACCUAAAUCAAGUCCAUUGGUUUAUGAAAACAUGCUGUGUCCAGAAAAUGAAAAGAAAAAUGAAUAUAAAGUCCAGCCUAAUCCUGAUCAGCAGUUUAUUCAACAAGGCUCAGUUCCAGGACCACAGGUGGCCAACAGUACUUUGAACAGAAACAGUUCACUUAAAUUGAUAAAUGAUAAAAGUAAGGCAGAUCGAGUGCCCCCUCCACCACCAUAUAAUCCAUCAGCCGAUAACUCUAGUAGUGAUUAUACAGUUAUGAAAUCGGCUCCUCCUAAGUAUACAGAUGUCAGUUCUCUUUUGAAAAAUAACAAUUCUGUGAGUUUUGAUGACAAAGUGGUUACAAUUCCUUCGACAGCAAUUUAUGCUUCUAUUGCACCAAGUGCGCAAAGACCAAAAGCAAAUAUUGCCACUGAAGUUCAGGGGCCUGUGUCUGCCCCCAAGUAUUUUCAUCCUAAACCACCAGUAGGGAAUGGAUUAGCAAAAGUGAAACCAGCACCUAUUAAUGGAAACUAUGGUGCAAGCCCAAAACCUAUUCCUACCCGGAUGCAAAUAGUUGAAGACACUAAUGGCUCUGACUAUGUUUGUAUGACAGGUGGGUCUCCUGCUGCAGCUGUUGCUGCAGCAAAUAAAGACAAUGUAUCAUUAGCAUCAGAAACAAUUAGUUCCCGCAAUAUGGUUUCUGGACUAACAUUAUGUUCACCAGCUCAGUCUCCUGCCCCUAGUCCUACUCCUAGUUCGGUCUCUCAAGUAUCAGGGGGUUCUAGAGGUUCUGGUGGGCGUGGCAAAAGCUUGCUUCCAUACAGUAUUACUCCACCUAGGCCACCUGGUCCAAGUGAAGCGCAACGUAAAAUAGAAGAGCUCACUCGGCAACUUGAAGAAGAAAUGGAAAGGCAGGAUGAAGAAGGAGAAUAUUUUGGUAUAUGUCAUACAUGUGGAGCUGGUGUGACAGGUGCUGGGCAGGCAUGUCAAGCUAUGGGGAAUCUUUACCACACUAACUGUUUUAUCUGUUGUUCCUGUGGAAGAGCAUUACGUGGCAAGGCAUUUUACAAUGUCCAUGGCAAGGUGUACUGUGAAGAAGAUUAUUUGUAUUCGGGAUUUCAACAAACAGCUGAAAAAUGUGCAAUAUGUGGUCAUCUUAUAAUGGAGAUGAUAUUACAAGCUAUGGGUAAAUCAUACCAUCCAGGAUGUUUUCGGUGCUGCAUUUGUAAUGAGUGUCUUGAUGGCGUUCCCUUCACAGUUGACGUUGAUAAUAAAAUCUAUUGUGUUAAUGACUAUCACCGUAUGUUUGCACCAAAAUGUGCCAGUUGUGGUAAAGGUAUAACACCAGUGGAAGGAACUGAUGAAACGGUUCGGGUUGUCUCAAUGGAUCGUGACUUCCAUGUAGACUGUUACAUGUGCUGCUUUUGUGGAAUGCAACUAACUGAUGAACCUGAUAAACGCUGCUAUCCCCUAGCUGGAAAACUAAUGUGUCGUGUGUGCCAUCUGUCUGCCAUUGGAGCUUCCACGGGCCCUGGCAUGCCACCAGCACCACACCUUUCUCCAGCCUCUUAUCAGUAUAUGGGGUAAACAUCACAUAGAAAGAUUUUGGAAAUCAUUAUUAAAAAAUGGACUGUGUGUAAAUGUUAUUAGUAUUACCUUUCUGUUCAUUUGGUGAUAUUGAAAUAUAGUUACAUGGCAUACUGAGACUCCUAUGAUAAGUUGACAAUGCAGUUAAAUAAGUAGUUGGUAAGCUGAAGCCAUUGUAGUAUCUUUUAAAGACUUAACAUUGAUAAAAACUUGUUGUGAGGUGGUUAAGUUACUGUGAGUUAAAAACAGCAGGAAAGA